AUGAGAGCAAAAGCAGGAGCAGGAGCAGCAAGAGUAGCAGGAGUGGAAGUGGACGAGGAUACUGUGCUGCCAGAAAGGAAAUUGGGUGAAGAUGUUAUUACCAGUUCAAUAACAGCACUAAAACAGGCGGAUGAGGUGCAGCGUGCUCAAUAUGUCAAAUGUGAUGCGGAUAUAGCCAAC
Molecule: messenger RNA, 180 nt
Organism: Gongylonema pulchrum
Lineage: Eukaryota; Metazoa; Nematoda; Chromadorea; Rhabditida; Gongylonematidae
Source: the annotation of a GenBank genome assembly